CUUCCGGCCCGCCGCAUUAUGAAUGAUGGGUUCCCGGUGUGGGGUUUUUAUGUUCCAGACUGUUAAUACCUUUUGGUUUCCUUUUGCUUUUGUUUUCUUUAGCAGCCGUUCCCUGAAGUAGCCUCGGAAUCUCGGCUCCGGCCGGGCUGGAAGGCGCGCUUGGCCGGCGUCGCCCGUCACGGUGGAGCCUGGCCGCGCCUCAGCGACCAGGUGACUCAGUGAAAGAAGAACAUGAAAGGUAUUAAGAGAAGUCUUGCAGAAGAAUACUUAUACCUGGACUUUUCUCACCAAGCAGAAGGGUGCAUCUUCCCUCUUCAUACAUCUGUGACUUUAUUUUUGUUGUCAUACUGUGACUGCAAAAUCCUUAAAGUUUAUUUAGUCCUCCCCAACGAAAGUUCUGAUGGUUCACUUCUAAGAAAUGUGCUAUCUCAGGAUCUUGAAAUGCAGGUUAUUUCUAGGCAAGAGCUUCCACCCAUAGUCCAGACUUGCUGUCUGCCUGCAGUAGUAGAACAGCCCAACAACUUUUGUAGAGCUGGACUUGCUGUUGUACUAAGACACAUAAUCCAGAAAUCCUAUGAAGCUGAUCCCUCAAAGAAGGACAUUUUGGAACUUCUGGGUUUUAAAAAGACUUGCUUGAAAGCCUGUGCUGAAGUUAGUCAGUGGACCAGGCUAUGUGAACUCACCAUCCCUUUGGCGAUUGAGAAUUUCCUUAGAGAGUCUGUUGAGCAGCCCCCUGCUAUCCCUGCAGAAAUAUUCCAGCUAGAGAAAAAGCUUAGUGAGCCUGUUAGAGUACACAAUGAUGACAAACUCCGCAGGCAGAAGCUGAAGCAACAGAAGGUUGCUGAAAAGAAAAGAACAGCCAAGACCAAGGUCCAUACCCAGGAAACACCCAAGGACCUGGACUGUCCAUCUAAGAGUCUAGAAAUGAAAGUGGCCUUCUCAAAGCUCAUGGUGGAAGAAGAAUCAGCUCCUACCAACCGGGAGCCUUCUCACAUCAGGAAAGCAAAGGCCUCUGACCUUCCUCCUCUGGAGCAUGUGUUUGCAGAGGGACUUUACUUCACUUUGGCAGACAUUGUGCUUUUGCCCUGUAUCCAUCAUUUUCUGGUAAUUAUCUGCAAGAAAUUUUCUGAGAAACUGAUAGAAUUUCCCCUCCUAGCUUCUUGGUACCAGAGGAUUCAGGAAGUGCCGAAAGUAAAACGAGCAGCUUCCAUGUGUGGGAUCCAAUUCCUCUGCUUGCCCAAGUUGUCAGACACAUCACAUGAACAGCAUCAGAACUUAAGCGAGGCCCCAGGUUCAGAGGAGCGAAAUGACCCUUCAUUUACAGGAGGACCAAGACCAACUCUGACUAAGUUAAUGGAAAAUGGCAUUGAAGUGCUGCUUGCGCCUCAUCCUUCCCCUAUGUGGGCCCUUGAUUGGGAUAGUCUUCCUGCAGCAGUAAGCCCAAAGGAAGGCAAAAUGUCAAGUGAUCGAGCUUUGAGGAAGCAGCAACAAUUAAACAACCUUGUUUAUGUGGUGAUGAAUCAGGCUAAACCUGGUGACAGAAUUGUGGAUUUCUGCAGUGGCGGGGGCCAUGUUGGAAUUGUUCUUGCUCAUAUGCUGCCAUCAUGCCAGGUUACAUUAAUAGAAAACAAGGAAUUAUCAUUAGUUCGUGCCAAGAAGAGAAGUGAUGAACUAGGUUUAAGCAACAUUUGGUUCAUUCAAGCAAAUAUGGAAUAUUUUACAGGAGUGUUUAAUAUUGGGGUCGCAUUACAUGCCUGUGGUGUGGCAACAGACAUGGUGAUUGAGCACUGCAUCAAAACACGGGCUUCCUUCAUCACUUGCCCUUGCUGUUACGGCUUUAUUCAGAACACUUCCAAGUUUAGUUUUCCCAAAAGUGAACAGUUUAAGAAAACUUUAUCAUACAAGGAACACAUGAUUCUAUGCAGAUUUGCAGAUCAGACAGCUGUCCAGCUUCCACCCCAACGAAGACUCGUAGGAAAACAAUGCAUGUGCCUGGUGGAUCUGGACCGAGCAAGAGCUGCAGAAGAACAUGGCUACUCUGUUCAAGUGAUAUCCAUGGAGCCAGAGAGCUGCUCUCCCAAAAAUAACAUGAUUGUGGGAGUCCCCAUUUAGAAGGAGAUGUUUAUUUUUGGUGUUUUGCGGUUAGCUUUGUGCUAGAAGUCCAGGAGCAUCCUUGGAGGUGCUUGGUAUAAGUAGAAAACAGCAUUAGCCAUCCUGAGCCUAUUGUGCUCAUUAGGAAGGUAACAGGAACAUCUCAGAAGAAAGGCUGCCCUCAAAGCAUCAUAAAUGCUCUUAGAAUGUAUGAUUAAGAAUCAUUAGUUUUCACAGUGUGAAUCCUCUAAAGUUUUAGCUGCCAAAAGAAUAAUACCAAUGAAGGGUCUAUCACUGGAAUAACAACUUCCUUCUUAGUUCACAGGCUUUUCUGAUCUUGCCAGUAUGAUAGCCAAUUCCAAACAAUGUAUUUGCUGUCUUUUUUUUUAUUAUCCUUUAGAUAUUCAUAUCUGGAUAUUGAAACUAAAGUCAAUGAGGGAUUGUAUUUUUUACAUUUGUACUUUUCUAUGUAUUUUUUAAAGUCUAGAAAUAUAAUUACACUGUGGUUAUUUUUAAGCUGGGGUUAGUUGAACUUGUAUACCAUUUAGUAUACUUCUUUAGUGUCAAAUGAGAUCAACACUGGUUGAAACAUUUUCUGUAAAGAGAUUACAAAAAAGUUUCGUAGAAGACCAUGCAUUUUGGACAUAAAUUCUAACUAAAUAGUAAAUACAACUAUUACUUAAUUCAAGGAUAUAAAUAAUAAUUUGGAAUCUAAAAUGUUCAAGACCCUGACUUGGAUUUUUCUGAAAAUACAAAGAAAAAUUGCAAGAGAUGGUGCUUUAUUUACAGAACGAAAUCAUCUGAAAGAUUGAUGGAUUAGAUAUGUGCUUUUUGUCAUAAUGAACGGUCUUAUUUGUAUUUUUUUAAUCUCAUUGAGCAUAAAUCGUGGGUGUGAGUACUGCAGACCAGGGACGCUUAUUUGAACAGUUCUCUCUGCUUAGGUUCUCAUUUUUCCAUCAGCCAACAUUUUCAGAUGCACUUAGCACAUCCUUUUGCAUGUGCUGCUACUGAUUUAACGUUACAUAUCCUACAUUAUUCCACUAAAUUUAUUUCAUUACUCAUUGUGGUUUAAAAGAAUAAUUUUAUAGGGCAAUAUUCAUGAGGAGGGAUGGGGUUUGUAAUUUUAUUUUCUGGGAUAGAAUUUAAGAAAACAAAAUUGAGCCAUUGUUUAGUCAUUAGUGCCCAUACAUACAUGUUCUUUUGUCCUGGAAUUUCCUUCUUAGAUGAAGAUAUAAUUUAUAUAUAACAAGGUUUUGAGUGUUCCAUUUGAAAUGUUUUGGUAAUUGUUGAUACCUACACAAACCCAUUCAGAUAUCUGAUGAAUAUUUUCAUCUAUCAAUAUCUGAUAUUUCCAUCAGAUAUUGUCAGAUAUAAUAUUUUUCCAAGGAUUACUUAACUCAGUUUCAUAAUGAAUGUUUUAAUUUUAUGAAACUUAAUUUACCUUUUUUAUGGUUGAUACUGUCUAUGUUCUUUCUAAUAAAUCUUUACUUGCCUGUGUUAGUCAUUUUCCAUCAUGGUGAGAAAAUACCUGAGAAACACAACUUAAAGGAGAUAAGACUUAGAUUGGCUCAUGGCUCCAGUCCAGAGUUUGUUUGUGUUGUUUUGGGGGCCUGUAGUGAGGAAGUACAUCUUCAUAACAGGGCAUAGUAGAGUAAUACAACCCAGCUCUCCAUAGCCAGGAGUCAGAGAAACAGGAAAGGUAGGGGGACAAGAUAGUUCUUCAAGACACACUCCCAAUGCCUUCUUACUUUAAGUAGGCUCCACCUCCUAAGAGAUCCACCACCUCCCCAUAAAGCCAUCAAAUUGAAAUGGAUUGGUCUGUUAAUUAUAUCAGAACUCUCAUGAUCCAGUCACUUCUCAAAAACCCAUCAACCAAGCUUUUAACACAUGAACCUUUAGAGGGACAUUUCAUAUCCAGGCCAUAAGACUGUGAAGAUUUCUCCUAUGUUUUCUUUUUUGUUUUUUUUAACUUCAAGAAGUUUUAGUUCCCAUUCAACAAAGCAGUCUAUGAAUACAGUGCAUCUUGAUCAUUGUCACCCCUUUCAUUGUUCUC
Perognathus longimembris pacificus (Pacific pocket mouse) is the source of this 4144-nucleotide messenger RNA. RefSeq names its product glutathione S-transferase C-terminal domain containing (gene Gstcd). Bases 232 to 2112 code for a protein of 626 amino acids. The transcript is spliced from 12 exons. NCBI's taxonomy places the organism in Eukaryota, Metazoa, Chordata, Mammalia, Rodentia, Heteromyidae. The record is from RefSeq and is a predicted model, not a curated record.